This is a messenger RNA of Oncorhynchus kisutch (coho salmon), 6594 nucleotides long. Its product is annotated as reduced folate transporter. The record is from RefSeq and is a predicted model, not a curated record. Lineage: Eukaryota; Metazoa; Chordata; Actinopteri; Salmoniformes; Salmonidae. The coding region runs from base 496 to 2109 and encodes 537 amino acids. Gene Ontology annotation, cellular component: basolateral plasma membrane; plasma membrane; apical plasma membrane. Gene Ontology annotation, molecular function: folic acid binding; folate:monoatomic anion antiporter activity. Gene Ontology annotation, biological process: folate transmembrane transport. The transcript has 6 exons.
ACAGCCCCCAUAGUUCCUUGCAAAAUCUCACAGACUCAGUUGCUCUUAAAUGCAUUCAACUGGACAACAGCGCACACACGAGUUCAGUCGGGGAAGAAUUUAGAGGUUCACAAUGACCAGAGGUCCAGCUGUAAACUAGCUUGCUUUCAAUCAUUGUUAAUCCAUGGAAUGGAGCAAAGGUUGACAUUCUCUCAUACAUACAGUAUGAAAAUAGCUGCAGGUAGCACUUUACCACCAUGUUCGUCAUUGUGAAAGGUUUCCCUCUCACCCCCUCUGUAUAAUGUGUAACACUGGAUCCUCUGUGGAAGGGAAUAGUGCUAACAGGAAUCUCUACUUGUCUGCUUAGAACAUCUGAAUUGGAGGUUUAGGCCCUACUCUCUGGUUUCUAUAUGAAAAUUCCUAUAGCAAGCCUCUUCACUAUAGCAAUACCACUUAGUCAUUUGAUACAGUCAGAGGUAGACUUGGGACCCCAGUGUCCACUGUCAGGCCACUACCAUGGUGAACAAAGACGCUAUGGUGAGUGGGGACAAGGCUGUGGAGGAAGAGGCUGAACUGGACCUGAAGGAGACCUCCCCUGGAGAGCCUGACCCCGAGAUGGCUCUUCCCCCACCUGAGGACCCCUCAGACGGCCAGACCAAGACCGCCCGGACCUGGGAGUUGUCGGUGGUGUUCCUGUGUUUCUAUGGGUUUAUGGUGCAGCUGAAGCCUGGGGAGCCCUUUAUAACACCAAACCUGCUCAGCAUGGAGAAGAACUUCACCAGGGAACAGGUGACCAAUGAGAUCAACCCGAUCCUGUCCUACUCCUACAUGGCGGUGCUGGUGCCAGUCUUCCUCCUGACAGACGUCUUGCGUUACAAGCCCGUCCUGGUCCUCUCCAGCCUCAGCCACGUGGCCAUCUGGCUCCUCCUCCUCCUGGGCUCCUCCCUCUUAGAGAUGCAGUUCAUGGAGUUCUUCUACGGCAUCACCAUGGCAGCACGCGUGGCUUACUCCUCCUAUAUCUUCUCCCUGGUCACCCCAGAGCUCUACCAACGCGUGGCCAGCUACUCGCGCUCUUGCGUCCUCAUGGGGGUGUUUGCCAGCUCGGUGCUGGGCCAGGUGCUGAUAUCUGUAGGCAGGCUCUCCUUCGCCACGCUCAGUGCUGUCUCCUUGGCCUUGGUGUCCUUCGGCCUGGUGCUCUCCUGCUGCCUGCCCUGGCCCAAGAGGUCCUUGUUCUUCAACAGGGCCCACCACGCUGCCCAGAGGAACCUCCAGGAGCAGGCUGCCGCCCAGUCGGAGCUGGCCAGGAUGAAGCAGGGCGAAGCGGGCCUGGGUUCAGGUGACACACCCUCCCUGGCCCCUCUCAGCUCUGGUUCCUCCUGGAGGGACUCUGUGUUUAUUCAGAUGCUGAAGGAGCUGAGGAACGUGCCGCGGAGGCCCAGCCUGAGACUGUGGAGCCUGUGGUGGGUGUUCAACUCCGCUGGCUACUACCUGGUGCUGUUGUACGUCCAUGUCCUGUGGAACAAGGUGUACCCCGCCACGGAGAACAAACACGUCUACAACGGAGGGGUGGAGGCUGUCUCCACACUACUGGGUGCGAUCACGUCAUUUGCAGCGGGCUUCGUGAAGAUCCGCUGGAACGUGUGGUCUGAGCUGGUGAUCGGCAUCAUCACGGCUCUACAGGCUGGCCUGCUGCUCCUCAUGGGGACCACCAGCAACAUCUGGGUCUGCUAUGUGGCCUACUCCCUCUUCAAGGGUUUCUACCAGUUCCUCGUGCCCAUCGCCAUUUUCCAGAUUGCCUCGUCGCUCACCAAGGAGCUGUGUGCCCUGGUGUUUGGGGUCAACACUUUCCUGGCGACCGUUCUGAAGACCAUCAUCACCCUCAUCGUCUCUGACAAGAAGGGUCUGGGACUAGACGUGCACUCCCAGUUCCUGGUCUACUUCUUCUACUUUGCCUUGCUGACGGUUAUCUACCUGGGCUGUGCUGCCUGGGUCAUCAUUCGCCACUACAGGAACCAAUCGGCAGGAGGGGGAGGGGACACAGACCAGGCCACGCCCACUGAGCUAUGUUCCGUACCAUCAAACCCCUCAGAGACGGAACCUCUGUCCAAUGGGAACAACGUGAAGGCCUGAAAGGAAUAUUCUGGAAUGUUGGCAGUGAAGCCCUUUAUCUACUUCCCCAGAGUCAGAUUAACUCGUGGAGACCAUUUUUAUGUAUCUGCAUGCAGUUUGAAGGAAUUUGCUAACUAGCGUUAGCCAAAUUGCUAACUGCCGUUAGCGUAAUGACUGGAAGUCUAUCGGAACAGCUAGCAUGCAAGUUGUUCAUGUAGACUUCCUGUCAUUGCGCUAGCUAACGCUAGUUGGCAUUGGCUCGCGAAACUACCUCUAACUGCUUUCAUACUGGAUGCAGAGACAUAACAAUGGUAUCCAUGAGUUCAUCUGACUGUGUGGAAGUAGAUAAAGGGUCUCCUUGCCAUAAUCCUUAACUAACCCUUGAACAUUGUGUCAUCUUUACAUCAACACCUAAACCCCCUACACUGACUUUGAGUGGUCUAAACGGUCUGGGAAUCUCUCGCUACGGCUUCCACAGUUCACCAAAAGGAUGUUAUUAUGGAAUACUUUUUUUUUUUAAAGAAUUACAGGCAGGGCCCACCUACAUUACUACAAGAUAAAAAAAAGCUCACUCGAUCGAGCCUAAUGGUCUUGUAAACAGCGGUGGAAAAAGUACCAACUUGUCAUACUUGAUUAAAAGUAAAGAUCCCUUCAUAGAAAUGACUCAAGUAAAAGUCUAAAAGUAUUUGGUUUUAAAUAAACUUAAGUAUUAAAAAGUAAGAGUAUAAAUGAUUUCAAAUGACUUAUUAAGCAAAUCAGAUGGCACAAUUGCAUUUUUUCUUCAUCAGUAGCCAGGGGGACACUCCAACACUGAGACAUCAUUUGUGUUUAGUGAGUCCGCCAGAUCAGAGGCAGUAGGGAUGACCAGGGUUGUUCUCUUGAUAAGUGUGUGAAUUUGACCACUUUUCUGUCCUGCUAAGCAUUCAAAAUAUAAGUAUAAGUACUUUUGGGUGUCAGGGAAAAUGUAUGGAGUAAAAAGUACAUUAUUUCCUUUUAGGAAUGUAGUGACGUAAAAGUUGUCAAAAAUAUAAAUAGUAAAGUACAGAUACUUCUUAAGUAGUACUUAUUUUUAAGUACUUUACACCACUGCUUGUAAGUAGCAAUACAUGACCCUGUAUGUGGUACAAAUCACAUUGUGGGAGCACCUCUAAGAGAAUGAAUUAGGCUGUUUGGGAAGGUUUGCAUCCUAAGCAACCUGCCUCAACAUUGUUUUCGAAGUACAAUAGACCAGCAUAUAGCUACUGUAGUAGGUACAUUUAAGGAAUUUUCUUUUUUGGCUGUAGACCAAUCCCUACUUCUCACUCAAACAGUGUUUUGUUUUUAAUAGUCAGAGUUUGGGCCUAGUUGUCAGCCUAAUGUUCUCAGAGAGACUGUUGACAUGUACUAUGUAGUGGCUGCUUUGCUCUUCUUAUCCCAGAAACAUCCCAAAUGGUGUUUUCCACUGUUGAUUAUGUUCAGAGUUUUCCAAAUACAGGGUAAUCAUAUUUUCCCUGAUGUUAAAGCAUGUUUGUUUUCGUAACUCUGACUGAGAAAAUAAUUAUCUCAAUUAGAGGGGACCAAUAGGAAAUGAUCUACAGAAACAGUCUAACUAAUUCUACUUCUUCUACUGAUGGAACAAUAGCCUGUUAUAUUCAGCAAAUGAUUCACUGUUUGCGAUCAUUAGGAAUUCUCGACAAUUGCUGCAAUUGUAUUGAUUAGCGAAAACCAUAUUUUGGAAUCUGUGUGUGUAUUGUUAGCUGUACAGAAGUCCUCCAGUGAGAGAGGUGUGCCCCACAGGAUCAUGAUUACUAUGUGAUUACAUUAGCAUUGCUUUAGAUUAAUGCAUUUUUAAGGAUGCAUUUUUGGGCUGCUGAAUCUUCCUGAAGAUUUUUAUUUGAAGAGUGAAAAUAUUUUCUAAAUGAAGCCCUUUGUGUGUAUGUUCACUACACUCCCAUUGUCUUAGGUUUAAUCAGCGAUUGCUUGUGAACAAAGCAGAUGCCAAUUGUUUUAGGGCCUUCAAACUAACCAUGUCAGUGGAUUUUUUUGAUUUCACCUUUAUUUAACCAGGUAGGCCAGUUGAGAACAAGUUAUGCUUGCUGCCAGUGAGUAAUUCAAUGCACCUUGUGUCAGGAAGUGUUUUAGCUACCAUUUUGUGUAUAGUUUUGCUUACGGGAGGGUGGGGUAAGUUGAGCCAAUUUUACGUUCAGCAUCACUAGGAGAUCUAUUGUAUUCUUUCUAACAAAGAUAUCUACAUAUAUUUCAGGAUGUUGUGCAUCCCUGGAAAUAAUCAAAAUUCAUGUAAACUUUACAGUUUUGAAAACAUAGGUUGUCUGGGGAAAAAAAGUGGUCUCUUGGCACAAUUUACCCCGAGAUUCGGGUAAAUUGAGCCACGGAAUAGGGCAAGUUAAGCCGCAUAGAAAUGUCUCUACUGAAUGAAAUAUUACCAAUACCUUUUUAAAAUAAUAUCUAUCUUUAUUUCCUGAACACAAUUGCUUUUUCUUUUUAAUCAUUUUAAGCACCUUUUUAACACAGGCUCCUAACAAACACUUUGUACUUCAUAUAUAUAUAUUUUUAACAUUGGCCAGGCCCUGUUACCUCAUAUCCCAGCGACAAUGCCUUGCAUUAUGCCUGGCAAGAAAACACUUCAAUUGGCUCAACUUUUACCCCAAGGCAAACAUUUGGAUUAUAUUAGCACACACAGAUACAAUAAUUUCAUGCUUAUGUAUAGAAUAAUAUUAAAAUGAUCUACUUUGCUUUAGAUACAAGCAUCAUGAAACCUCUAUAACAGAAAAUAAUUUGACUUGGUGAAAAUCUUAUUUUCUUUUCUUUUUUACUUAACUUUUUUCAUGUGGUUUCUUCCUUCAGACUCAAUGAAAUGAUGACCCUCUUCCUAGAUAUUUGGUCAAAUUCUAACAUUUUGUAUAUGGUUUCCUAGAAACAAGGGUGGCUCAACCUUCCCCACUCUCCCCUAUUUUUGUUUAAAUGUUUUCAUGCCGAUUUGUAUUUUCUCCCCCAGCAGUGCUAAUCAUACGUUCAUUGUCAUCUUUUGUAAUAGGAAGCCCACAUGAAUGUGAAUGUGUAAACUGGAGUAUAGUUGUUAUGAACUACUGCAAAUGAGUUUUGAGGAUUUAGCAAUGAGCUGGCAGACCUUUAUUUCUGCAUGUUAUUUUCCAGAAUUUUCGAAUGAGCUAUUUUGUAUUGUUUAAAUGCAGGGGUUCUCAAAUGUUUUUGCUUCGUGACCCACCAAUUGAGCUGUGUUCUGAGUCUCCACCCACCAUAAGGGUUGAGUGGUAAAAAACAAACAUACACAGACCAAAGCAUAAAUACAAAAUAUGAUCUUGGCAGUGGACACUAUUUUGCCGUUUCAAAGCUAAUCCCCUGCAAUUCCACAUCCUGCCAUGGAGCUGAAAAAUCAUUUUUGCAAUUUUAAAACCAAUUUCCUGCAGUUCUAUGCAUUUUGCCAUGGAGCUGAAAUUUUGUUUGCUUUUAAGCAAAUUUCAUACAAUUCUAUGUAUUUUGACAUGGUUGGUGUUCUUCUGCACCAACAUAACAUCAGUGGAGCCUGAUUGUCUAGCUUUUAUUUGUUGAUUGUAAAUUCUCAGAUUAUAGGAUAUUAUUGAAAAAUGUAUAGGUCCGUUCUCUUUUCUGCAUCCCAUCCCAGUUUGAGAACUACUGUUUUAAUGGAACAAUUUAUUUAUCUGUGCAUAAGAGUGAAAUUGGGUUUUCUUAAAUGUUUGUCACAGGAAAUAAAAUGCAAAAUGAAGUUGAAAAAUGUAAAUAUCUUUUAGGCCUAUAUGUUUAUUCUUUGGAAUCUGACAACUCGAGGAACUCAUAUCUGGUGUACCCUUUACAUUCUAAAUGUGUUUAUACCACACUCAAAGUACACCCAUAAAUGCAGAUCACACCUAACCAAUAAUUUUUUAUUGAAGUUGCCUUUAGUUUAAUUUAAUUGCUGUGCAUAGGAAGUGGUUUGCUGAAUUCCUGUCCCCUUGAGUAAUCUUAGGACCAUCUUACUACAAAACUGAGAAAUCAUGUCAGAAUAUAGACUAUAGUAGUUGAGUGCCUAUUAAUUACAUGUAGGGUGGAUAAAAGAUGUGUGUGAACAAUACAAGCACUUCACUUGAGAACGCUAUGCAACUUGAACUUUGCACUAUUCUCUAAUUGAUUUAAAAGGUCAUAUCUCAAGGUAGGUUUCAGCCUAUAGUGAUGAGGUUGUAGAGUAUACAAUGAUCAUAUUGUAUAUGGUCAUAUGGUCAUAUGGCCUCAAACAAAUACAAAGGUAUGAGAUUAAUUGCACCUUAUGGUCUAUAUGCCGUGCAGUAUACUAGCCAAUGAGUUCAGUAUAGGAUAAGAUUUGUAACGUUAACUGUCAGAAUUGUUCAUGUUUAUUGUCACACUGACUUCAAUCAAUGCCGAAAAUAUACACUUUGGGUGAAUGACUGUGAACCUAUUUUGUUGCUGUAAAAAAAACUGGCUUAUGUCAACAUUUUAUUUUUGAUUUACAAAUAAAUCAGUUUGGAAAAACAA